UAAACGAAACAAUGUUGUGUGGAAAUUCGGAACAAGUAGAAAACAACAGCGUAAUAGUUUCACAGAUUACGAAUCCUCAUACACCACAAGAUUUCACGGUCUCACGCUUAUUAUCGACGCCAACUAACUCCUUAGAAUGUAAUGAAAUUUCUACGGCACCUGCAUGUAGAAGACCCAGAAGAAGUAGGACAACAUUCUCGGCAGAACAAUUAGCCGCUUUGGAAAGGGUGUUCGAAAGGACGCAUUAUCCAGACGCUUUUGUUCGAGAAGAACUUGCAACACGUGUCUCUUUAUCGGAAGCCAGAGUACAGGUAUGGUUUCAAAAUAGACGCGCCAAGUUUCGUCGGAAUGAAAGAAGUUCUGCUAUUAAUCGAGGCAUCUCUACUAACAGAGAAGUAGAAACUACUUUACCUUUACGACCUAUCAGAAUAACGCAUACGCAGGAAAAUAAUUCGGAGAUUUUGCAAACCCCUCAAGUGACGCAAUAUCCCUAUAGCGAGUAUUGGAGAUCGUCGCAGCAUUACACAUCUAUGCAAACAUCUACUUGCCAUGGAUUUAUAAAUAGUAAUUUAGGAAAUGUUAAUCUUCCUCCGUAUCAUCAGACAGAAAUUCACGGAGGAUCCACGAUGAGCAAUUUAAAUGCAUUACGAUUUAGGACGCAUCCAUACGGAACUUCAUAUUCUCCCAUGCACGCAAGCAUGUAAUCUUUCUCUCUCUCUCUCUCUCUUAAUUUUAUUUUCUAAUUUGCGAAUUUCAAGCAUCAUCAAUUUAUAAAAUACCAAAGUUUUUACCAAUAUUAUAAUUGUAAGUUAAUAUAAAAAAAAUAUUGGGAAAUAUUAUUAUGCAAAAGGACCAAUAGAUUAAACACAAAUGCAUAAAAGUAGGAUUUAAGCAAUAAAAUACAGGGUAAUGAAAAUAACUCGAAAUGUUAUUUUGUAGAACUGAAAUAGUUAAUAAAUAAUAAAAAUCGUAAAUGUAUUAUCGCAUCUUAAUACAAGACAUCUAUACAGGAAAUAGUAUGUUAGUCUACAAAGUUAUUAUAUUAUGUAUAUUAAUCAUAGAAAAAAGGAAAAAAAUAUAUAUAUAUAUAUAUAAAUACGAAGAUCGCACAGUGGAAGAACGGGUUGUUUACUCGUUGCGGCAAGAAAUAUGUAAAAUUACAGUCGUAAAAUGAAUACGAUUAUUUGUUUAUAUGUAAUGUACGAAUAUUGGCACAAAAUUAGAAUAUAAAUUUUCUAAAUAUA
This is a messenger RNA of Apis cerana (Asiatic honeybee), 1244 nucleotides long. RefSeq names its product paired mesoderm homeobox protein 2. NCBI's taxonomy places the organism in Eukaryota, Metazoa, Arthropoda, Insecta, Hymenoptera, Apidae. Gene Ontology annotation, molecular function: DNA-binding transcription factor activity, RNA polymerase II-specific; RNA polymerase II transcription regulatory region sequence-specific DNA binding. Gene Ontology annotation, biological process: regulation of transcription by RNA polymerase II. The record is from RefSeq and is a predicted model, not a curated record.